AUGGCCGAGGAGGGAGCGAAGAAGGCGACGCCGGCUGACGUUGCGGAGGAGAAGGCCGUCCUCCCGCCGCCCCCUGGGGCCAAGGACAAGACGCCGCCGGCCGGUGAUGAGUGCAAGGCUCUGAUCAUCGUCGAGGAAGUUGCCGAAAAACCUCGUGCUGAGAAGAAGAAAACACACAGGGGCUCACUUGAAAGAGAUGUUGCUCUUGCGAAGGUGGAAACGGAGAAGAGGGGCUCUUUGAUCAAAGCAUGGGAAGAGAACGAGAAGGCAAAAGCUGAGAACAAGGCCGCUAAGAAGUUGUCGUCUAUUCUCGCAUGGGAGAACACAAAGAAGGCAACCAUAGAUGCCCAGCUGAAAACGAAGGAACUAGAGUUAGAAAAGAAGAAGGCCGAAUACGCUGAGAAGAUGAAGAACAAAAAGGCAAUCGCCCACAGGGAAGCUGAAGAGAAGAGAGCAAUGGCAGUGGCUCGGCGUGGUGAAGAAGUACUCAAGGCCGAGGAGAUGGCAGCGAAGUACCGGGCGACCGGGCUAAUUCCGAAGAAACUCCUCGGGUGUUUUGGGGCAUAA
This is a messenger RNA of Lolium rigidum, 567 nucleotides long. RefSeq names its product remorin-like. The coding region runs from base 1 to 567 and encodes 188 amino acids. NCBI's taxonomy places the organism in Eukaryota, Viridiplantae, Streptophyta, Magnoliopsida, Poales, Poaceae. The record is from RefSeq and is a predicted model, not a curated record. The transcript is spliced from 5 exons.